GCAACCCCAUAUUAGGCAAAGUUCUGAGACCGCCCACCCUUGAAAACCUUCAAAAAUGGCCUCGCUUUUUUCCUCUUCUCCCCCAUGGCCCCCAAAGCCACCUUCCCUACCAAAGCCUGCGCGUCCCUCUCCAAUGCCUUUCUCUUUCUCGGUGGAUCAGUUUUGCUUCUUCUACUCCUUUCCCUCUUCUGGCCCGUCCUAAACCCUAUCCCUUAUUUCGAGUCCAAUCUGACAGAACCAAAUGGGUCUGACCCGCCUGACCCGAACUUCUACGACGACCCGGAGCUGACCUACUCCGUUGACAAACCCGUGAAGAAUUGGGACGAGAAGCGCAGCCAUUGGCUGAAGCAUCACCCCUUGCUCGCCGCCGGAGCACGCGAUCGGAUUCUGGUUGUUACGGGAUCACAGGCGACCCCUUGUAAGAACCCCAUCGGCGAUCACCUGCUCCUCAGGCUCUUCAAGAACAAGCUCGAUUACUGCCGAAUGCAUGGCUACGAUUUGUUCUACAACAACGCCUACCUGCACCCCAAGAUGAACUCUUAUUGGGCCAAGCUCCCGGUGAUCCGGGCCGCCAUGAUUGCCCACCCGGAGGUCGAGUGGAUCUGGUGGGUCGACUCUGACGCCGUGUUCACCGAUAUGGAGUUCAAGCUCCCACUAGGCCGCUACAAGGCCCACAAUCUCGUGGUCCAUGGGUGGCCCAAUAUGGUCUAUGAGGACAAAGAUAACAAGAGCUGGACGGGCCUCAACGCUGGGGUGUUUUUGAUCAGGAAUUGUCAGUGGACAAUGGACCUGAUAGAUGUAUGGGCUUCCAUGGGCCCUAAAAGCCCAAACUACGAGAAGUGGGGCCGGGUCCUUCAAACGACGUUUAAAGACAAGCCGUUCCCGCUCCCAGACGACCAGUCGUCCCUGAUUUAUUUGCUCUUCACGAAUAAACCCAAGUGGGGGGACAAGACCUACUUAGAGAGCGAGUACUACUUCCAAGGGUAUUGGAUAGGGUUAGUGAAGAUGUAUGAUAAUGUCACCAAGGCGUACAUGGAGAUGGAGAUUCAUGCGCCCAUGUUGAGGAGGAGACACGCAGAGAAAGUUAGCGACUAUUACGCUGCGUUGAGAGAGCCAUACGUCGAGGACGCGGGUUAUGAGAAUGGGAAUGUUAGGAGGCCAUUUGUCACGCACUUCACGGGGUGUCAGCCAUGUAACGGGGAACAUAAUCCUCUGUAUGUUGGGGACACGUGCUGGAAUGAGAUUGAGAGGGCCUUGAAUUUCGCGGACAAUCAGGUGCUUCGCAAGUAUGGGUUUUUGCACCCCGAUCUACUGAAUUCCUCCUUGGUGGCUCCUCUACCAUUUGAUUACCCCGCCUGAUCGGUCAUAAUGAUCGAAGGUACGAACAAUAAUAUAUGGUAUGUUUAGAUUUAGGAUAGACAUCAGCUGGAUGGUUAGUAAUUUGGAUGUUAAAUAUGA
Messenger RNA from Corylus avellana, 1458 nucleotides. Lineage: Eukaryota; Viridiplantae; Streptophyta; Magnoliopsida; Fagales; Betulaceae. The record is from RefSeq and is a predicted model, not a curated record.